Manduca sexta (tobacco hornworm) is the source of this 1354-nucleotide messenger RNA. RefSeq names its product protein obstructor-E. The record is from RefSeq and is a predicted model, not a curated record. The transcript is spliced from 6 exons. Gene Ontology annotation, molecular function: chitin binding. The coding region runs from base 415 to 1305 and encodes 296 amino acids. Lineage: Eukaryota; Metazoa; Arthropoda; Insecta; Lepidoptera; Sphingidae. Gene Ontology annotation, cellular component: extracellular region.
CGCUGCCGUUUCCCAAACAAGUUUCAUUGUGCAAUGGAUUAUAUUUCCUAACGUCGUUACCGAAUUAACUAAUAACAUCAUUAAAAAUGGAUUAACAAUUUUUGAAUAAAAUAAAUUUGUUAAUUUCCUUGCCGAACACGUAGAACAAUAACAGGAUCCGGAGCCAGUUGUGGGUAUCGUGGGGGACAAGGACACCUUCAUACUCUACACGCCGAGUGCGAAAGAGAAAGAGAUACUAACGUAACCUUUCGCUGAACGCUUGAACAGCUAAGAAUGGAUGACAAAAAGUGUUAAAGUCAGUGCAGUAUAGCGUGCGGUGCGGGCGUCAUUUAGGAAUCAUAACUUAGAUAAGUCACAUAAAAGUGACAUUUAAGUUAGUUAAGUGACCGGUAGGUUAGUGUUUUUAUAAACAAGAUGGCGUUUAGGUCGAGCUCAGGGGCCAUUUUAUUGGCCUGUUUAUUAGUAUUAGCAUCAUCAGCAUCAGUGCCUAAAGGCAGGAAGAAGCCAGCGAACCCGCCAGCGCGUGUCAGCGAAGAGAGCGAACGUGAUGCUGCGGAGAUCACUAACUCUUGCCCUGAAGAUGGAUUCUUUGCAGAUGCUGAACAGUGCGACAAAUACUAUGAGUGCAGGAAUGGUGAGAUCAUCGAGAAGCUGUGCCCUGACGGCAUGGUGUUCAAUGACUACGACCCGCUGGACGAGAAAUGCGACCUGCCAUUCAACCUAGACUGCUCCCAGCGGCCCAAGCUGCAAACACCCAUUCCAUCGCUCCACUGCCCGCGUCAAAACGGCUACUUCUCCCACGAAGAUCCUAAGGAAUGCGGCAAGUUCUACUACUGUGUGGAUGGCAAGUUCAACAUGAUCACCUGUCCUGAUGGCCUGGUAUACAACGACAAGACUGGCAUCUGCACCUGGCCUGAUGAGGCUAAGAAGAAGGGAUGUGGCGCUGCUGAGGUGUUCGCGUUCGACUGCCCCGCUGUGAAUGAGACGUUUGGUCUGACCCACCCUCGGUACGCCGACCCUGAGGACUGCCAGUUCUUCUACGUAUGUAUCAACGGCAACACCCCGCGUCGGUCUGGAUGCAAGCUUGGACAAGCCUUCGACGAUGUGCAUAAGAAGUGUGAGUGGGCGAGGAAGGUGCCUGAGUGCGCCGACUGGUACAAAGGUCAAUUGACUGACGCAGAACUCGACGCCCUGGAGAACCCUCCCACUCCCAAACCCAAGCCCGCCGGUGGCCAGCCAUCCCGUCGCAAGCCGCACCGUCCUCCCAAGGGAAAGGCGGUAGAAAUAGAAGAUGACGAGGAAUAGAGCAUUUAAUUAUAUGUUAUAUAGGUUAAUUAAAUUUUAAGUGUAAGAA